Neocloeon triangulifer is the source of this 535-nucleotide messenger RNA. RefSeq lists its product as uncharacterized. NCBI's taxonomy places the organism in Eukaryota, Metazoa, Arthropoda, Insecta, Ephemeroptera, Baetidae. The coding region runs from base 16 to 312 and encodes 98 amino acids. The record is from RefSeq and is a predicted model, not a curated record. The transcript has 3 exons.
UCUGUAGAGGUGCGCAUGCGCAGUAAUCCUUGUCACAUUUUCUCUCACUUUGGAGAAGGCCCGACAACUUUCGACAGGCGCCCCCCUAACACCGCGGCCGCCACACUCAGAGAAAUGUUGCUCACCAGAACAGCCGCCUACUCCGUCAGACUCUCCACCUCAGUGUCGCAGGGUGUUUUGCAUCAACAGGCCGGAGAAAAAGUGGUUCUUCCGUCGGCGGCGCUGCUGGCCGGUCUCGGUCUGGCCCUGUCCACGUUCAGCCUGAAGCAGUUGCUGGCGUCGCACCGGACGGCCGCGCCCUCGGCCAACUGAUUCGGCCGCCCCGCGAUGGGCCGCACUUGAAAUUCCCUCUUUGUUCUGACAGAGAAAGAGCGUCCGCCAAUUGUAGACUGCGUUUUGUUAGUAAUUUGGACGCGCAAGAAUCUUCUUUUGUAUGAGUGACGUCUGAGUUGUUGUUCUGCGACUGAUCGUUUCAUAUUAUAUGUUGUGCAUCACAAUAAAUUUCCAAAUGUGGAGUCACAAAUUAGCAAAAACA